This is a messenger RNA of Triticum aestivum (bread wheat), 730 nucleotides long. RefSeq lists its product as uncharacterized. Lineage: Eukaryota; Viridiplantae; Streptophyta; Magnoliopsida; Poales; Poaceae. The record is from RefSeq and is a predicted model, not a curated record. The coding region runs from base 98 to 511 and encodes 137 amino acids. The transcript has a single exon.
AUCAGCGUAAGCAAGCAGCAUCUAGCUCCAAGCAUCCCCAACCCAAGAAAAAGCGUCUUGCUUUCACUAGCAAGCCAAGGGGAAGAAACGUGCAUCAAUGGCGGCGAGAGCAAGAGCGGUGGCAGCCAUGUCCAGCAGCAGCAGCGUCCUCCUGGCCGCGGCGGUGGCACUGACACUGCUGGUGUCGUCGGCGUCGGCGCAGUCCGGUUGCACGACGGCGCUGGUCGGCCUGUACCCGUGCAUGAACUACAUCAGCGGCAACGACACAGCGCCGACCAAGUCCUGCUGCUCGCUGUUUUUCUUUUUUGCGACUCUGUUCCCUGGGUCGUUGACGAAGGACAUGUCCUUUUUGCUUGCAGCUGGAGGCGGCAGUGCUCCGGGCGCUGGCUCGGGAUCGAAGACGACACCGACGGCGUACUUGCAGGGGAGUGGCGGGUCGUCGUUACAUGGCAUGGCGGGUCUGGUGCUCGCGCUCUCGGCUGCUGUGAUCUUCGUCGUGUCCACCGUGUGAGGUCUCGGGCUCUCGGCCUUGUCUGAAGCACUAGUUGGUUGGAGAUUGUGUUUCUUGGGUGGUUGUAUUUGCAUUUCCUAUUUUUUGAGGGUUCAUCUGGGCACCGGUGAGGACUGAGGAGGAAUAUGGAGUCAGUGUCGUGUUCCACAUUUGUAAUAUUAUUGGUUGUUUUUGCUGCGGUCACAAUAAAAUCAACACGUGAAAGAAAGAUCAACAUCA